Messenger RNA from Scheffersomyces coipomensis, 1406 nucleotides. It is a transcript of the gene MTM1, whose product is annotated as Mtm1p. The transcript has a single exon. The coding region runs from base 125 to 1339 and encodes 404 amino acids. Gene Ontology annotation, biological process: mitochondrial transmembrane transport. Lineage: Eukaryota; Fungi; Ascomycota; Pichiomycetes; Serinales; Debaryomycetaceae. Gene Ontology annotation, cellular component: mitochondrion. The record is from RefSeq and is a predicted model, not a curated record.
AAAAAAAAUUUGUAAAGGAUGCAGCACACACCUUUUUCAACCCAUAGCAAAUAGAUUUGAAAUAUAAUUAUACAACCUGAAUGGUUUCAUUCAAGAAGAUAUAGGUUAGAUCAAUAGUAUAGUUAUGUCAUUAUCGUCUGAGUUGGCUGCAGCCAUAGAAGAUCCUGACUUCAUUCUUGCUGGGUCCAAGCUUAAGCAAAAAGUACAUUCCAGUGAUAUAUCUUUGAGUCAGAGAAUGUUAAGUGCCUUUCUGGGAUCAUUAAUAACAUCAAUGGUAGUGACGCCUUUUGAUGUCAUAAGGGUUCGUAUUCAACAACAAGAGAUACUUCCUAUGGCUAGACCAUGUUGUGAACCAGAAGCUGCUAUAGAGACUGCUACUACAAGUAGUGCCUCCACAAUCAAUGCGGCACUCAAAGCCCAUGGGUUACCUAAAUCAACAGCAGCAGGACUUGAUAGCUCUGCUCCUGAACUAUUCUGGCUCCAGCAUUAUUGUAAAUCAGCUGAUAACUGUACUAAGAUUACUUCCACAUUCCAAGGUUUUACAACAGUUGCUAGAAAUGAAGGGAUCGCAACUUUAUGGAGAGGUCUUUCUAUCACAUUAUUAAUGGCUAUCCCAUCCAAUAUUGUCUAUUUCACCGGAUAUGAAUAUUUGCGUGAUAACUUACCUACAUCGAAGCAUCCAUUAAAUCCAUUAGUGUGUGGUUCAUUUGCAAGAAUCUUAUCAUCAACCUGUGUGGCACCCUUUGAAUUAGUAAAGACCAGAUUACAAUCCAUUCCAGCCGGAAAAUCAAGCUCACCAAAAGUGCUAUCAAACUUAAUAAAAGAUCUGUUUGCUACCGUGAAACAAAUGGGUGUAGGUACUCUUUUCACAGGACUUCAAAUCACAUUAUGGAGAGAUGCUCCAUUUUCAGGUAUAUAUUGGUUGUGUUACGAAUUAUUGAAAUCAUCAAUCGGAAAUGCCUUAAAGGCAGAUUUCGAUCAUCCAAAAGGAGGUCAAGAUGAUUGGAAAGUAUUCACUACCAGUUUCUUAUCAGGUUCAAUCUCCGGUACCGUUGCUGCAUUCUUUACUAAUCCAUUCGAUGUUGGUAAAACAAGAUUACAAAUUACAAGUCAACAUAAAAUUAAGAAAGGAAACAAAUAUGUAUAUCCAUCAAUGUUUUCUUUCUUAGCAGAUAUUUAUAGAAAAGAGGGGAUGGGAGCUUUAUAUGCUGGGUUUGUACCAAGAGUAUUGAAAAUUGCUCCAGCAUGUGCUAUCAUGAUUUCAUCAUAUGAGGUUGGUAAAGUGUUUUUUAAAACUGGUAAUAGUAAUCAUAAUAAUCAUAGAGACAUUCACCUGUAAGAUUAUUCUACAAUGUGUGAUGUAUUCAUUUUUAAUUUUAAUUUAAUGUAAUUUCGUAUUUAAUUUA